Moesziomyces antarcticus is the source of this 1497-nucleotide messenger RNA. RefSeq names its product metallo-dependent phosphatase. The record is from RefSeq and is a predicted model, not a curated record. Gene Ontology annotation, molecular function: hydrolase activity. The transcript has a single exon. Lineage: Eukaryota; Fungi; Basidiomycota; Ustilaginomycetes; Ustilaginales; Ustilaginaceae. Bases 1 to 1497 code for a protein of 498 amino acids.
AUGGCGGCACAUGCGUUCCAAGCCAGAGCGCAGCCAGCUCACCAGCUCCACCUGACGUCGAGGCGGAGACACGGGUUGAGCUCAUUUCGAGCACUAGCAAGUCGAGAUGAGCGUGGGCAUGCCGGGGCUCGUGCACAGCUGCAAUACGUGCAGAAGGACGAAUCUUGCGCCGUGCAGUCGUGCGGAUCUUUGAGCCUCUGCCAUUUGGUGGUCAGAAAGGCCGAUGCAACCGAGCAGCAGCCUGUUGAAAAGUGUGCUUUUCGCGCCGCCGUGGCGAUGUGGAGAGUAACACUUUUUGUCGCGAGCCCAAAUUCACGCUUCCUCUCACCGCACCAUCUCCACCCAAACGACUGCCGCGACGAAAGGGGGGUUGGAACCAUGUCGUCUGCACUCCGCUUUGUGGUGCACGGUCUUUUGGCCACGCUGCUCUACACUGCGUACCGCUUCUACACCCCCGACACAGGCUCCGUACUCGAUCAUCCUUCUUCCGGCUCGCUCGGGUCCGGCGUAGUCCUUUCGGACGGACGGCAGUCUCUCCACCGGCGCACGGUGGCAGUUGCCGAUCUGCACGGCGACCUGCAGCACGCACUCAACGUCCUCUCCAUGGCAUCUCUCAUCUCGGGCAGUGGAGAUUCGAUCGCCUGGACGGGCGGACAUGACGUGCUUGUUUCGACGGGCGAUAUAGUCGAUCGUGGAGACGAUACAAUCGCACUGUAUCGGCUCUUCCAAACCCUCCGUUCCCAAGCCGCCACCGCAGGAGGGAAGGUGGUCAAUCUGAAAGGCAACCAUGAGCUGAUGAACGCACUUGGCGAUUGGAGAUACGUUACCGAGGGAGACGUCAAGUCGUUUGGCGGGGUUCAGGCUCGUCGAGAGGCCAUGUCGGUCCACGGCUGGAUAGGCAAGGAAUGGUUGGAGCAUUACAACGUCACUGCUGUAGUACCGCUGUUGCCAACCGACCACCCCGCACUGCCGAAAGGGUAUACACCACCGAAAGCGAGCUUUGUACAUGGAGGUAUCACCCCGCUCUACGCCGCACGUGGAGUCGAUGCCAUCAAUACCAUAGGCAAGUCGCUCCUCCACAAAGCCCUCUCAAGCACCUCACACUCGUGGCUUCCACCAGACGUCACACCAGAAGAACGCGAGCUCUGGUCGGAAAACGGUCCGCUUUGGUAUAGAGGUUACGCCACAAAUCCCCCCGAAGAGGCUUGUCCAGAUGCCGAUGCCGCACGCGCGAGUCUGGGCGUACAGCAGCUCAUCAUGGGUCACACCCCACACUUUGACGGCUUUGUAUCGAGGUGCAACGAUUCAGUUCUGCUUAUCGAUACCGGCAUCUCGCGUGCAUACGGCGGCGAACAAUCCGCCCUCAUCAUUGAUACAGACCUCACACCCUUCCCUGACCAUAAAGGGCAGUGGAUAGAGGAACAGACCCUCACCGCACUGUACAAAGGUCGCAAACCAAAGAUCCUCACCUCCUCCAAACGUCACAUCCACCUCUAG